This is a messenger RNA of Acipenser ruthenus (sterlet), 1733 nucleotides long. Its product is annotated as melanoregulin-like. The coding region runs from base 320 to 898 and encodes 192 amino acids. Gene Ontology annotation, cellular component: melanosome. The record is from RefSeq and is a predicted model, not a curated record. The transcript has 5 exons. NCBI's taxonomy places the organism in Eukaryota, Metazoa, Chordata, Actinopteri, Acipenseriformes, Acipenseridae. Gene Ontology annotation, biological process: melanosome transport; melanocyte differentiation.
CUGAUACCUUAUUUUGCUCUGACGGGCAGAAUUAAACAUACGCUUUGCUCGUCACUCAAAACUUCCCAUGCAAUCUCUGCAGAGUCCUAACAAGGUAAUAUGAAUUUAGUUUAUGACCUGCUGCUCACGCCAGCCUUUGAUAAAUUACACACUGUACCUGUGUUACGUUUUUCUAUGGUACACUGGCAAUUGUACAUGAUAAUUUGCGUUAAAAUGAAAAGCAUUACCCGAAAUGUACAACAUGGUGCUGUCCUUUGACUCGUUAUAAUUUUCCCCGCUUGACACGGUUUUGGACACAUUUAUUCGCCUCACCAGCUCCAUGGGUCUGAAGGACUUCUUUCGUGCCAUCUGCUGUUGUGGUGCUUACAACAAAACGAAAGAGAAAGAGCCUCUUUUAAGAAAUAACCACAGCGGUACCACGUACAGUGCAGAAUCAGUGGCCCUGAGAGAUGAUGAGUGGAACCUGUGGGGCACCCCUCACGACUCCUCACACAUAGAGUCUGAUGAUGACAGAGAGCUGUACAGCCUGAUUGUGACAAGGAACCAGCUACAACACAACACAGAGGAGUGGGAGAAACUUAAUUACGACAUUCACACCCUGCGGCAAACCCAUCGAGAGGUGAGAGGCAGAUGGAGAAAGAUUUUAGAAAAAUUAGGGUUUCAGAAAGAAGUGGAUUCCUUGCUGCUGGUUAGCAAAUCGAGUACAUUGAGUGACCCUGAAAACCUCAGUGAAGUAAAUGAGGUUUUGUUAAAACUGUCAGAAGAGACCAGUUUAUUUCCCAACGGUUUUGGAGUACAGGAAAGGUAUCUUUUUGUACUGGAUCGUCUUGUAUCCCUGGACGCUGCUGAAGAAUUUUUCAAAAUGGCAAAAAAAAUAUAUCCCAAGAACUCUGAAUAAAAUGUGCAACUGUGCAGCCCACCGUGCUAACAGACAUUUGCUUGAUAUUACUCUGAACAUGGAGAGACUAUCAAAGGGAUCUUUUUAUUCUUGCCAACAGAUCGGCCAGUUGGAAUUUCAGGAAGUCACUGAACAUUACACAACUAUUACAGUCUCUAACCCACUAUGCAAGCUGCACAGUGCAUUCCAAUCAAACCUGUGGAAUAUUAACAGACAAAAUGGCUGAAUAUAUGUUACAUAUUUAACAGAUGUUAGUUAUGCUGUAUUGAGUAUGAAUGGUAAGUUUUUAAAUGUAGUGGUUAGACUAUCUAUAUGAAUAUGUAUUCAUGAUUUUAUUAUAUAAAUACUGCAAGAAAAGCUUUUAUCAAAUAUUUACAAAUCAUGACAACAGUUUAUCUUUUUUUUAAUUUAUAUUGUAAGAAAAGGCAAUAAGGUACCAUUAAUGUAAGAUAAAAAAUACAGUAACCUAGUCUCAAAACAAGUAUUCAUAUUAACAGCUAUUUAAGGUGGUUCACUACAGUUUAUGACAUGAAUAAAAAUGUAAUAAUUUGUUUUGAAAAUGAGAUUUCAUGAACAUUACUAUAAAAGUUAACAAGUAAUAGAGCGGUCCUCAUGCUUGUGUGAUUUCUAUUAUUGUUACUGUGUUCUUAUAAAGUGUACAUAUGUUAUUAGUCUGGUUUAUGCUGAGUAAAAUUAGUUUUACAUGAAACUUUAGUCAAUAUUUAUUGUUAUAGCACAUUACAUACUUGCUUUACAUGCUGUAAGUGCCCAUAUUCACUUUAAUGCCUUUUUAAUAAACGAGACAUACAUUUGUAUCUUUAAAAUAAAAAAUAAA